UUUACUGAAAUAAACACAUUCAGCACAAAAUGUAGUGAAACAUAGCGGACGUUUGGUUCUUAUUUAUUAUUGCUGCUGUGCAGAUUGUUGAUGCAAUGAAACAAACGUGUUUGUGUGUUAAGCGUGUGUUGCAAAAUGCAAAAUACCAUCUUCAUGAAAAUGCUUUUCUUCAUUUUGCUGUUGUGGUUAUUAUUUUUUUUCUACUUUCUGUUAAUGAGGUCUAUUUUUGUUUAGCCCUUUAUUUAUUAUCCUGUUUUUUGGGGCCAAACAUGAAUAAAUUUAAAUUUGCCUUUUUUUUCCGAUCAUGUCUUAUUUUGAAAGCUUUUACCGGAAAAACGAGCGUGUCAUUCUGUCCGCCUUCACAAGAGAUUCAGUCACAUGGUGCUGCCUAACCGAGAGCUGAUGGAGCCAGAUGAAAAAGGCAGGAGGCGAGCCCCUCCGGUUGCGCGUCAGCAUCCCCUCAAAUAGGAAUCCGCUUCUGUCACUCCUGCCCUGCGCGCCGAGACGCGGACGACCGCCACCCCGAAACGACACUUUCGAGGCAAAUUUCAUUUGGCAUGCAUCCCUAUUUUCAUGUGAUGCCAGGGAAGAAGAGCGCGGCGAGGCUGUGAGGAGGCUGGAGCGUUGCGAAGAAUGAUAGUGAGGAUCAAGGCGCGCUGUCCCAGGAGAACUCAUCUGAAGAGCUGGCCCUGAGAGAUCCGGGAUGCUCCUCUAACACACCCGGGGCGAGUUUUCCUGAGCAGACGGUCUGACUGGUUGAGUUUGAGCUCGAGUGAAAGUGAGGGAGGGAGCCAUGGAUGGGAGCGGAGAAGCAAACGGAGGAAAACCUCAGUACAAAAACCUGCUGCUCCUGGGAGCCAUCGCGGCAGCAUCCGCCUUUGUGGUCACCAUCCUCAUUGUCCUCGUCUGCGUUGGCUGCCAACGAAAAAGCAAGAGCAAGCACCCCCCAGCCGGAGAGAAGGGGACAUCUGUAAAUAUGCAGGGUACACUUCGCCAUCCAAAACUGAACUCCAUGAGUAAAUCUGACACCAGGCUGCAUGAGAUUAAUCGCUUUCCCUGCAAUGGAAACUCUGUUAGUAAGAGCCGUCCAGCCAGCAUGGACCUCCUCCUCCUUCACACCCGCCGCUCCCAAACAGACCUGAGACCCUCUCAUGGACGUCAGCUCCCCCAGAUUCCCACCAGCCCCCAGGGAUCAGGCCAGGGGGGAGGAGGAGAGUCAGGGGGAGGAGGAGGAGGAGGUGAUGGGGCAGGAGGAGGAGGAGGAGGAGGCGGCGGGGGUGGAGGGGAGGCCAGGGACCACACGUACACCGAGGUGGGCCUCCGCAAAAACCCCACCCCCACGUGCUACCUGGACGACGGCCUGUACGAAAGUGUGGGCGUCCGAGAAAGUGAGACGGGCCCCAAGGCGCCCCCCGGCCCACCGACCACAUCGGCCAACACUCCUGCUGCGGCCAGAGCCGCACAGAGCCCCCCAGCGCAUGUCAACGGAGGUCGCAACGGAAACGGCAAUGGAGGCAGGGGGAACGGCAGGGGGAAUGGCACCCUUAAUGGACUGAUGACAGGAAGAGGUAAUGGGGCCAGCGGGGUCAACAGGUCCCCUCUGUCUUCUGUCAGUUCUCUGGCCAUUCAAGACCCAUCUGGAGCCGAGUACGCCUCCAUACGGAAGUUCAGAAAGGCUGACAAGAUAAACAGGAAGGAGAAUAACGGAGCCGACAGCCAGUCAGACAGCCAAUCGAGCGUGAGCGAUUCACCCUCCGCUGCUCCUCCUCCACUCCAUCGCAGUCAGGAGUUUCCACGCAAACCCCUGGAACCGUUUCACCUGCACUCCUUCCCAAAGGAAGCCGUGUUCAUUGGCAACGGGGAGCAGUACAUCUGGAAGCCUCCCGAGGACGAUGACAUCAUCACCUUGCACCCACCUCCACCCCGCGCAGAGAAUGGACAGGGGCACCCAUCGCCCCCAACUGCAAAGGAGAUUGCAGACACCUACUCCGUCGUAUGUAAAACCCAGAAAAAGAAACCUCCUAUGGAAUACAACGGAUCGAAGACCCUCCCACGCUCCUUCGGUGGAGAGAGAGGAAGCGCUGGCUCUCGGGGUCGAGGCAGAGGAGUCCAGGGCCAGGCGCGUUCCCAGGAGGAGCCCUGCUACGAGCCGGUAGGAGACAGGUCCUGGUCCUCUGCGGUGCCCGAGUCAGAUCCUGCGUACGCUAGUAUCGACCCCCACCGGAAACGCGAUCAGGGGGGAACCAAUAACAGCACAACUGGGGGUAGUGCCACUCUGAAAAGAAAGAAGCCGAUACCACAGCCGCCGCAGGCACCACCAGCAGCACCUCAAGGCUCAGGACACACCGCCCUUCCUGCUAGAGGCCUGCCUGGUGGGGAAAACUUCUAUGAGACCAUCAGUGAUGUGAAACAAGGGGCCAACAGCUCCGGCACUACGACCAUCUUCACCUUCAAUGAUGGGAUGGAGAUGUAUGUCACUGGUCUGUAGCUGGCAGGAACGGGCCCAGAAUCCACUGGUACUGCUGUACAUACACAGAAGGCCCUCUAUCGUCAAGCAACAUGAGGAUCCAUUUUGUGUUGACAUCAGGUACAAACAGGGUCUAAAUCCAGGUUCAGACUUCCCUCGAUUGGUCUGUACUUCAGAUCCAGCCUAAGCCUAGUCCAGCCCAAAUAUGGACCAAAUACGUUUUAACAAAAAAAAAAGAAAAGCAAAGGAAAAAGUACAACUGGAAUAUACGUACGUGUUCAAUCUACUGUGUCACUGGCCAUACUCACCUGUUUGUGCUUCAUUUUCCAUAAUAUCUUUAUUUUUAUAUGAACACUGUACUCUAUAAAGGGUACGUGGUGUAUCUUAACCUGAGAAGAACACACUUUAUAUAUAUAUAUAUAUAUAUGAAAAAAGAAAUGUGCAUGCGUUGUGCAAACACACAUAAAAAUAGACAGUAGUAGCAAUGACACUGUUAGCUAUUGUCACCAAUAUACACGCGCGCGAACACACACACACACACACACCUCUACUUGAGGGCGGAUGGACUUAUGUAAUGUAAGCAUAUGGAUGUCACAGAUUUGUGGUGCUUAGCUUUCCCUAAGCAAACAUAUAAAACUGGUUCUCUGUGCGCACCUACCUGUUGUCUGUCAGACAGGCAGCACUGUGGUGCUUUGUUCAAACACAAACCUGUAAUUUGUAGACCUCCUUAAACAAUGGGCGAAACUGAAAUCCACCAUCUUCUUUCCACAAUUUAUAAUCAAUGUGCUCUAAGCUUGUUGGCAGUUACCAGUAACGGCCCUCAUGAUGACCAUAAAAAGCCAAAUUCACUCAAUAACAUAACCUAAAUCAAGAGAUUAGUCAAAAAAAAAAAUUCCACAAUCUGUAGCCAGGGGCAUGUUGACACACCCGAAACAACACCCCCUCACACAGAUCCACACAUAUUUGGUAGAGUCAUGCAGGGUAAAGUGAUCAGGUCAGGGACAUCGAGUGGCUUGUGCAAGAAUUUCCCCAGUGAUGUGAGGGACCGAUUUCACAACGCAAGAGCUUUACUGUAUUACAGGGAUAUGCGAGAGAAGAAUACUUUCCAAAAUAAGGAAGUGAAAGGGUGUCCAAAAUAAUACAGGAUGCUUCAGCUUGUGCAACUCUCAAAUACAUCUUCUGGGUAUUGUAAACAUUUUAUUUUGUGGCCACUGUAAUUUUGUACGGGACAGCUGCAGGACUGCUGGGCUUAAUUGUGAAUUAAAGCACAGGGCGUACGUGUAUGGGAGCACAGCUCUGAUUCGCUGCCUGGAGUCAAGUCAAAGCCAGAGCUCCCCCUAGCUCGCUAGACAUAAGUCUGGUGGUAGAAAUAGCAACAGAAGGCUCGGACUCCAAGGAAAAUAGAGAGCUAGGCAUGAAAAUGAUCAGCGAGUGUCCUUUGGAAGGUUGCCCCCCUCCCCACCCUUGUCUCAAGCCUCUAUGCUGAGUUCUCUUCCAUUACAAACAAUGUCUUUCCCAUGUAGCUUAGGGGAACAUUAAAAGAAAAAGAAAAAGAAGAAGAACAGUGGAAGAAAACAAAACAUUUGAGGCUUAAUAAAUGGGCAUAAAUGUGAGAGGUGAAGAGGGAUACAAACCACUCGCAGGCUGAGAGAGGAAGGUUGCAUUUCAGUGCUCUCAUUGUGAGACAACCAUGCAAAGAGAAGACGGGUUUAGAAAGGUUAGUAACAUAAAUUUAUAUAUGCUACUGUGUCAGAAAGUAUGUAAAAACAAAUGCACUCUGUAUUUUACUGCACUGUUUAUUUUUUCUUACCUAACUGAUAAUGCCAUUGGUUGAAUAGCUCAUACCACUGCCAUGAAAACAGUAUGUUUAUGUUGUUGGUGCAAUUUUUCCUGCUUGAUCAAAUAAGUGCAUGCUUUAAUAUGUGGACAUGAAAACAAAUAUUGUGGUACUUAAUUGAUCUCUUGUUUGUUGAUCUUUUCUGUUGUACUUUUUUUGUUUUUUUUGCCAUGUGGUGCAAAGCAGCAUUCUGGGUUUCCUUUUUUUUCCCCGAAGCAACAACAUGGGAGAAACCGGGGGAAAGCGAAACAGAGCGAUAUUGAGGAGCCGCUGGGAGUUUACGGCAGAGGGUUGUUUAUUCUCUACUCUGGGGAAGCAAGGAGGAGUGAUAGAGGCAGGGUGGGGGUGCCCAGCUAGUAUAAAGCUGGAUCAGGAUCACUGCAAAUGGACACGGGGCCAAAGGACCCUCCCCCUCCUCCUCCCCCUCCUCCUCCCCCUCCUCCUCCUGAAAUGUGUUUGCGUGUGCACGCGCAGACAGGCACACACACACACACACACACACACACACCCACUGCGAGAUUUAGCCAUGUGUAUUUCCAGUUUUAGGGAGGAAGCACAUUAUGCCUCCACUUGGUCGACCUUUGCAUAUACUCCCUCCCCCAGCUGUGUUCACCGUCCAAUAACCAACACAGACGUCCCUUUUCUUUGCUUCACCUUUCUCCCCGGCUUGUGCAGGGGAGGGGCCUUUGAUGUCCAGUUGUGAGGCACCUAGGGAGUGAUGUGGGGGUUGAGGUGGGGGCAGAGUCUGUGGGUCAAGCCAACCUCGGUCUGAAAUCAACAAUGCACCAGCGGCUCCACCACAGUCUGAUAUGAGAAACGGCCAACAGCUGAGAUGCUUAACGAGCUCUGUUGAGGUUUCCCUUAAACAAUGCCGGCUGGAAAAACGCUAUCGCACGCAAUCCUUUUUCUCUGGCUGUCACCUAAUGUGUCACUUUUUCUUUACCCCGAGAGGAAGCACUGAUCUGACAUAUUUCGUUGAAUGCUGUCACGCACUGAUCGGGACGGAUGUUCACUGCACAAAUACAGUAUGAUGAUGUAAAUGUGUAAAAUACUCUGUUGCUGUUCUGAUGUUGUUCCGAUGUAACAUACAGUAUACAGUAUAUUUGUUGAGAAAAAAAAAAAAAGAUGGUUAUCACAGACGCGUUGUACUUUGUGGAUGCAAAGUGUCCCAUGCUUUCAAUGCAGAUACAGAUGCUGUUUGUCUACAGAUAUAAUUAUGGGCCAAUACUGCUGUGACAGCUGUAGCCAAUGUUGUAUGUUCAUAAAGCACAGGGUUUAGUUUAAAAAUGAUAAAUAUAAUAAUAAAAUAUAGUGUGACAGUGCAGAUAUGCAAAAGAUUGUAAUGUUUUAUAUUAACCUUCAUAAAAUAUUAAAGUGAGUUUUUACUUUUCUAAUAAAGUGGCACAUUAUAACACGUU
Mugil cephalus (flathead mullet) is the source of this 5722-nucleotide messenger RNA. RefSeq names its product cell wall protein IFF6. Bases 794 to 2488 code for a protein of 564 amino acids. The record is from RefSeq and is a predicted model, not a curated record. Gene Ontology annotation, cellular component: membrane raft; plasma membrane. Gene Ontology annotation, biological process: intracellular signal transduction; B cell receptor signaling pathway; negative regulation of T cell activation. The transcript is spliced from 9 exons. NCBI's taxonomy places the organism in Eukaryota, Metazoa, Chordata, Actinopteri, Mugiliformes, Mugilidae.